Molecule: messenger RNA, 1432 nt
Organism: Rubroshorea leprosula
Lineage: Eukaryota; Viridiplantae; Streptophyta; Magnoliopsida; Malvales; Dipterocarpaceae
Source: the annotation of a GenBank genome assembly
GAGUUUCACAUCAUGUUGUCUUUUGGGAACACAUUAUGUUCUCAUUAUUGUCAAACUUCAAAGUGUCAUCCUCUCAUCAACCUCCAUUUUUUACUAAUCCUUCUAUUAAGCUAUUUCCUAGUAAUUCUAAUGUAAGUACUUUUGAUGAGCUCUACAAUGCCUCACCACAUGCUCCAACUAGUUUUAUAGAAGAUGAUCUGCUUGUUGGUAAUGCAUUAGAUAAUUUUGAGCCUUCGUCUACUUCCUCGUUUGUAUCACUUGUUCAUGUUGCGUCUGAUAUUGUUGAGUCUACAAAUGAGCUUGUUGUCCUAUCCUCGAGUCAUCCUACUCGGGUAAGAAACCCUUCCAGCUACCUUUAUGAUUAUCAUUGUUUUCCUGCUAUUACUUCUUUACAUGAGCCUCAAUCCUAUCAAGAGGCCUCUUCUAAUCCCCUUUGGCAACAAGUUAUGCAAGAUGAAUUACAGGCUCUUAAGAACACUUGUACAUGGGAUUUAGUUAAUCUCCCUAUUGAAAAGUCUCUGAUAGGCUAUAAAUGGGUGUACAAGAUCAAAACAAUAUUUGAUGGUUUUGUGGAGCGUUAUAAGGCAAGCUUGGUUGCCAAGGGUUUUACACAAGAGUAUGGAAUAGACUAUAAGGAAACAUUUGCUCCAGUUGCUUGUCUCACAUCUGUGUGCAGCUUACUUGCUAUCGCUGCUAUACUGAGAUGGAAAUUGUUUCAGAUGGAUGUGAAAAAUGCCUUUCUUAACGGUGACCUAGAAGAAGAAGUUUAUAUGAAACUACCUCCUAGGCUCAACCAUCUUCCAAACAAGGGUAUGGUUCUUUUACUUCUUUAUGUUGACGACAUAAUUAUUACUGGAGAUGAUGUCGUAGGUAUUGAGGAGCUAAAACAAUCUCUCAGCCAGAAAUUUGAGUUGAAAGAUCUUGGUGUUUUGAGCUAUUUCCUGGGGCUUGAAUUCACCUCUUCAAAUGAUGGUUGCUUGCUUUCUCAAGUAAAAUAUGCCUCCGAUCUUGUUUCUAAAACUGAACUCAAUGAUGGUAAGAUUGUUUCUACACCUCUUGAACCUAAUGUCAAGCUUACACCUGUGGAUGGCUCUCCACUUUCUGAUCUUACUUGUUAUCAGCAAUUGGUUGGUAGUCUGGUUUAUCUUACCAUGACAUGCCCUGAUAUAGCAUAUGCAGUUCACAUUGUUAGUCAGUUUAUGGCUGCUCCUCGCUCCACUCAUUAUGUAGCAGUAUUUCGCAUUAUUCGCUAUGUUUAGGGAACAUUAUUUCAUGGACUCCAUUUUUCUGCUAACUCCUCUCCUGUGCUUCGUGCUUACUCUGAUGCUGAUUGGGCUAGUGACCCUUCCGAUCGUCAAUCUACCACUGGCUAUUGUCUUUUCCUUGGUAAUUCUCUUAUCUCUUGACGGAGUAAGAAACAAACUAUUCCAUC